Messenger RNA from Impatiens glandulifera, 948 nucleotides. RefSeq names its product oligopeptide transporter 4-like. Gene Ontology annotation, biological process: transmembrane transport. The coding region runs from base 10 to 528 and encodes 172 amino acids. The record is from RefSeq and is a predicted model, not a curated record. NCBI's taxonomy places the organism in Eukaryota, Viridiplantae, Streptophyta, Magnoliopsida, Ericales, Balsaminaceae. The transcript has a single exon. Gene Ontology annotation, molecular function: oligopeptide transmembrane transporter activity.
GCAUCUAUUAUGGUUGAAAAGGAGGACAUACGCACGAGAUCAAUGAGAAAGUACAAAGACAUACCAUCGUGGUGGUUCUACUUAUUGUUGGGGGUAACGUUUUCCAUUUAUAUCAUCUUAUGCAUCUUCUUGAAAAACGAAGUUCAAAUGCCAUGGUGGGGAUUGGUGUUUGCAUGCGUGAUCGCCUUCUUUUUCACCCUUCCAAUCAGCAUCAUAACCGCGACAAAUAACCAUACACCUGGAUUGAACAUAUUAACAGAGUACAUAAUGGGACUCAUAUACCCGGGGAGACUAAUCGCCAACGUGUGUUUCAAAGUAUACGGUUACAUGAGCAUGGCUCAAGCCGUAUCUUUCCUAAGCGACUUCAAACUAGGUCAUUACAUGAAGAUCCCACCUAGAUCUAUGUUCUUGGUUCAAUUCAUAGGAACCAUUAUAGCCGGAAUAAUUAACAUAACAGUCGCCAUGUGGCUUUUGUACACCGUGGAAAACAUAUGUCAAGACGAUAUUCUCCCACCCAACAGCCCCUAGACCUGCCCGGAGGAUCGUGUGUUUUUCGACGCCUCAAUAAUCUGGGGGCUGGUAGGACCCAAACGGAUAUUCGGUAGUUUAGGGAACUAUAGUGGAAUGAACUGGUUCUUCCUUGGAGGAGCUGUUGGACCGAUUUUGGUUUGGCUUCUACAUAAGGCAUUUCCUAAACAAACGUGGAUUCCACUCAUUAACCUCCCGGUUUUGUUUGGGGCGACCGGACAUAUGCCACCUGCCACUACUUUAAACUACAAUUCGUGGAUUUUGGUGGGGACGAUUUUCAACUUUUUCGUGUUUCGAUAUAGGAAGAAAUGGUGGCAGAGGUAUAACUAUAUCUUGUCGGCUGCCUUGGAUGCGGGAUUGGCUUUUAUGGCGGUUUUUCUUUAUUUUACACUCGAGUCGGAGAACAGGGAGUUGAAAUGG